GGACUCUGACGUAUAAUAGCUGAGUUUCCGUGAUCACAUGACGCGGUCGCCGGUUUUCCUGGAGUGACUCGGUGGAUGCUCACACUUUUGGGGUCGUUCAUCGCUCUGUUUACUGCUCUCUCGCUGCGAUGGCCCGCAGAGUCCCACUGUUUGUUGCCUUUCUGUCCGCGCUGUUGACCAUAGCCGCCGCUGGACGCUUCUUCAGCCCGGAAGAGUCCUGCUACGUCCGCACACCAAGGAGGCACAACUUCGGGCAGCAGACCGUUCCUCGACCUCAUGAGUAUAUAAAUGUAUCUGAUUUGCCCAAAUCGUGGGACUGGAGGAAUAUUAAUGGCGUUAACUACGUCAGCACGACCCGCAACCAGCACAUACCUCAGUACUGCGGCUCGUGCUGGGCCCACGGCAGCACCAGCGCUAUGGCAGACCGCAUUGUUUUUUCGCGCAAAGCAGCGUGGCCGUCCGCCUACCUGUCGGUCCAGCAUGUGAUCGACUGCGGUGAGGCCGGCUCCUGCCACGGCGGGGAUCACUCCGGGGUUUGGGAGUACGCCAACAAACACGGUAUCCCAGAUGAGACCUGCAACAACUACCAGGCCAAAGACCAGAGUUGCAAACCCUUCAAUCAAUGUGGCACCUGCACCACCUUUGGAGUGUGUAAUGUGGUGAAGAACUUCACCCUGUGGAAAGUAGGAGAUUAUGGAGAUGUGAGCGGGAGAGAGAAGAUGAUGGCAGAGAUCUACGCCCGAGGACCGAUCAGCUGUGGGAUCAUGGCCACUGAGAAGCUGGAUGCGUACAGCGGGGGUCUCUACUCUGAAUACCAAGAGAGCCCCUUUAUCAACCACAUCGUGUCUGUGGCAGGUUGGGGCGUGGAGAACGGUGUGGAAUACUGGGUGGUGCGCAACUCCUGGGGAGAGCCGUGGGGUGAGAGCGGCUGGCUGCGAAUCGUGACCAGUGCCUACAAGGGAGGUAGUGGCAGCACUUACAACCUGGCAGUGGAGGAAGACUGUAUGUAUGGAGACCCCAUAGUUUCUAAAGCCCAUUACUAGAUGAGGCUGCAUUAGAAAUACCAAAGCUGAAAAAGGGAUUUUUUUUUUUAAAACUUGUAAUCAGAUUACCUUUGUAUUAUGUGAAUCAAUGCUUUUUGCACAGGCUUUUAAUUUGUUUUUAUAAAUCAGAUUUCUGUCUCAUGGACAGAUUCAACCACUGUUUCAGUGUUAAUGAACUCAGAUGAAUACACUCUACACAGGCGUUAGGUAAAACACAAGUGCGUUUCCUGUCCUGCAGGCUGUGAUUUCCAGUCAUGUGAUAAAUUACACUUGAGAUCGUUUGAGAUCCAAGUGUAAUACAUUUGUUCACAGACCUUAAAGAUAAAUGUGCCUUUGAUUUUUUGUAUUUUGUAAGCUGCCUUAAUUUUCAUUGAUGCCAAUAAACAUUGAAAAUGAUG
Cynoglossus semilaevis (tongue sole) is the source of this 1441-nucleotide messenger RNA. It is a transcript of the gene ctsz, whose product is annotated as cathepsin Z. The coding region runs from base 129 to 1043 and encodes 304 amino acids. Gene Ontology annotation, biological process: proteolysis. The record is from RefSeq and is a predicted model, not a curated record. The transcript has 6 exons. Gene Ontology annotation, molecular function: cysteine-type peptidase activity. Lineage: Eukaryota; Metazoa; Chordata; Actinopteri; Pleuronectiformes; Cynoglossidae.